Messenger RNA from Egretta garzetta (little egret), 1532 nucleotides. It is a transcript of the gene VEGFC, whose product is annotated as vascular endothelial growth factor C. Lineage: Eukaryota; Metazoa; Chordata; Aves; Pelecaniformes; Ardeidae. Gene Ontology annotation, molecular function: chemoattractant activity; vascular endothelial growth factor receptor 3 binding; growth factor activity. Gene Ontology annotation, cellular component: membrane. The record is from RefSeq and is a predicted model, not a curated record. The coding region runs from base 126 to 1178 and encodes 350 amino acids. The transcript has 7 exons. Gene Ontology annotation, biological process: vascular endothelial growth factor receptor signaling pathway; positive regulation of protein phosphorylation; sprouting angiogenesis.
CCGCCGCCGCCUACGAGUCCGGCCAGGGGUACUACGAGGAGGAGCCCGAUGCGGGGGAGGCAAAGGCCCAUGCAAGCAAAGACCUGGAAGAGCAGUUGCGGUCUGUGUCCAGUGUGGAUGAACUCAUGACAGUACUUUACCCAGAAUACUGGAAAAUGUUCAAAUGUCAAUUGAGGAAAGGAGGCUGGCAACACAACAGGGAACACUCCAGCUUUGACACAAGAUCAGACGAUUCACUGAAAUUUGCCGCAGCACACUAUAAUGCAGAGAUCCUGAAAAGUAUUGAUACUGAAUGGAGAAAAACUCAGUGCAUGCCACGUGAAGUGUGUGUGGAUGUGGGAAAAGAGUUUGGAGCAACUACAAACACCUUCUUUAAACCCCCAUGUGUAUCCACCUACAGAUGUGGGGGUUGCUGCAAUAGUGAAGGACUCCAGUGUAUGAAUAUCAGCACAAACUACAUCAGCAAGACAUUGUUUGAGAUCACAGUGCCCCUCUCUCAUGGCCCCAAACCUGUAACCGUCAGUUUUGCCAAUCACACGUCCUGCCGAUGCAUGUCGAAGUUGGAUGUUUACAGACAAGUUCAUUCGAUCAUAAGACGUUCCUUGCCAGCAACACAAACUCAGUGUCACGUGGCAAACAAGACCUGUCCAAAAAAUCAUAUCUGGAAUAAUCAAAUUUGCAGAUGUUUGGCACAGCAUGAUUUUGGUUUCUCUUCUCACCUUGGAGAUUCUGACACAUCUGAAGGAUUCCAUAUUUGUGGACCAAACAAGGAGCUGGAUGAAGAAACCUGUCAAUGUGUCUGCAAAGGAGGUGUGCGGCCCUCAAGCUGUGGACCUCACAAAGAACUAGACAGAUCAUCCUGUCAGUGUGUGUGCAAAAACAAACUUCUCCCAACUUCCUGUGGGCCCAAUAAGGAAUUUGAUGAAGAUAAGUGCCAGUGUGUAUGUAAAAAGACCUGUCCUAAACAUCAGCCACUAAACCCUGCAAAAUGCAUCUGUGAAUGUAUAGAAUCUCCAAAUAAAUGCUUCUUAAAAGGAAAAAGGUUCCAUCACCAGACAUGCAGUUGUUACAGACCUCCAUGUACAGUCCGAACGAAACGCUGUGAUGCUGGAUUUUAUUUUAGUGAAGAAGUGUGCCGCUGUGUACCCACAUAUUGGAAAAGACCACUUAUGAAUUAGUGAUGAGAGCACUGCUUACUAUUUUGGUGUACAUUUUUCCAUUAGAACAAAACAAGAACAGAAAAUUCGCUAAUAUUUGGAAUUAAAUGUUCACCAGAGACCCUGUGGGGCUUUCAGAGACAGACCCAUUGUGCUUUUCUCAAGAUGUGGAAAGCAAAUGUAGAAGAGAAAUGGGGUUCAUGUUUUGUAAAGGACUCAAUAAGGACUUAUUUUCUGCCAAUGACCAAACAGCCUAGGUUCUCCUUCUUGUGAUUUUUUUUUAAAGAGAUAAUGACUAUAUAAUUUAUUUCCACUAAAACCAUUGUGCAGCAUUUCUGUUUAUAGCAGUAACAAUUGUUAAAGCUCACUGUGAUC